AUGGAAAUUUUGUGGAAGACGUUGACCUGGAUUUUGAGCCUAGUCAUGGCUUCAUCGGAAUUUCACAGUGACAACAGGCUUUCAUAUAAUUCUCAAGAGGAAUUCCUGUCUUACCUUGAACAUUACCAACUAACAGUCCCAAUAAGGGUUGAUCAAAAUGGAGCCUUCCUCAGCUUUACUGUGAAAGAUGAUGAACCCUCAAGCAGAAGGAAGAGGAGUACAGACCUUUAUGACCAAGCAUCUAAAUUAUUUUUUAAACUUUCUGCCUAUGGCAAGCACUUUCAUUUAAACCUGAUUCUCAACACAGAUUUGGUGUCCAAACAUUUUACAGUCGAAUACUGGGGGAAAGAUGGACCUAAAUGGAAACAUGAUUUGUUAGACCACUGUCAUUACACAGGAUAUUUGCAAGACCAACAUAGCACAACUAAAGUGGCUUUAAGCAACUGCAAUGGUCUGCAUGGCGUUAUUGCUACAGAAGAUGAAGAGUAUUUCAUUGAGCCUUUAAGGAAUAUAACUGAAAAUUCCAAUCAUUUUAGUUAUGAAAGUGGUCGUCCCCAUGUUAUUUACAAGAAGUCUGCCAUGCACCAACGACAUCUCUAUGAUCAUGCUCAUUGUGGCGUCUCAGAAGACCUCACAAGAAGUAGUAAACCUUGGUGGAUGAAUGAUACAUCUGCUUUUCCAACUUCACUUCCAAUUAAUAACACUCUAAGUAGUCAUCGUCGACAGAAGAGAUCAGUAAGCAUUGAACGCUUUGUGGAGACGCUGGUAGUAGCAGACAAAAUGAUGGUGGGAUACCAUGGUCGCAAAGACAUUGAACAUUACAUUUUGAGUGUAAUGAAUAUUGUUGCCAAACUUUAUCGUGAUUCCAGUCUAGGAAACGUUGUGAAUAUUAUAGUGACUCGUUUAAUUGUUCUCACUGAAGAUCAGCCAAACCUGGAGAUAAACCACCAUGCAGACAAGUCCCUCGAUAGCUUCUGUAAGUGGCAGAAAUCCAUUCUCUCCCACCAAAGCGAUGGAAACACCAUUCCAGAAAAUGGGAUUGCCCACCACGAUAAUGCGGUUCUUAUUACUAGAUACGAUAUCUGCACUUAUAAAAACAAGCCCUGUGGAACACUGGGCUUGGCCUCUGUGGCUGGAAUGUGUGAGCCUGAAAGGAGCUGCAGCAUUAAUGAAGACAUUGGCCUAGGUUCAGCUUUUACCAUUGCACAUGAGAUUGGUCACAAUUUUGGUAUGAACCAUGAUGGAAUUGGAAAUUCUUGUGGGACCAAAGGUCAUGAAGCAGCAAAACUUAUGGCAGCUCACAUUACAGCAAACACCAACCCCUUCUCCUGGUCAGCCUGUAGCCGGGACUACAUCACCAGCUUUUUAGAUUCAGGCCGUGGUACUUGCCUUGAUAAUGAGCCUCCCAAGCGUGACUUUCUUUAUCCUGCUGUGGCCCCAGGUCAGGUGUAUGAUGCUGAUGAACAGUGUCGCUUCCAGUAUGGAGCAACAUCCCGUCAAUGUAAAUAUGGGGAAGUGUGUAGAGAGCUCUGGUGCCUCAGCAAAAGUAACCGCUGUGUUACUAACAGCAUUCCAGCAGCUGAGGGUACUCUUUGCCAGACAGGGAGCAUUGAGAAAGGGUGGUGUUUUCAGGGAGAGUGCGUACCUUUUGGCACUUGGCCCCAGAGCAUAGAUGGGGGUUGGGGUCCGUGGUCAAUAUGGGGAGAGUGCAGCAGGACCUGCGGGGGAGGAGUCUCCUCAUCCAUAAGACACUGUGACAGUCCAGCACCUUCUGGUGGAGGAAAAUACUGUCUUGGAGAAAGGAAACGAUAUCGAUCCUGUAACACGGAUCCAUGUCCUUCAGGGUCCCGUGAUUUUCGAGAAAAACAGUGUGCAGACUUCGACAAUAUGCCCUUCCGGGGAAAGUAUUAUAACUGGAAACCCUACACUGGAGGAGGGGUUAAACCAUGUGCAUUAAACUGCUUGGCUGAAGGUUACAAUUUUUACACUGAACGUGCCCCUGCAGUAAUAGAUGGAACUCAGUGCAAUGCUGAUUCGCUGGAUAUCUGUAUCAAUGGAGAAUGCAAGCAUGUGGGUUGUGAUAAUAUUUUGGGAUCUGAUGCUAAGGAAGACAGAUGCCGUGUGUGUGGAGGAGAUGGUAGCACAUGUGAAGCCAUUGAAGGUUUCUUCAAUGAUUCAUUGCCCAGAGGAGGCUACAUGGAAGUGAUUCAAAUUCCAAGAGGUUCUGUUCACAUUGAAGUAAAAGAAAUGGCUAUGUCAAAGAACUACAUUGCUUUAAAAUCUGAAGAGGAUGACUACUAUAUUAAUGGUGCCUGGACUAUUGACUGGCCUAGAAAGUUUGAUGUCGCUGGGACAGCUUUUCAUUACAAGAGGCCAACAGAGGAACCUGAAUCUUUGGAAGCUUUAGGCCCUACUUCAGAAAAUCUCAUAGUCAUGAUUCUGCUACAGGAACAGAAUUUGGGUAUAAGGUAUAAAUUCAAUGUUCCCAUCUCUCGUACUGGCAGUGGAGACAAUGAAGUUGGUUUUGCAUGGAAUCACCUGCCUUGGUCAGAAUGUUCUGCCACUUGUGCUGGAGGAAUACAGAAACAAGAGGUGGUGUGUAAAAGGUUGGAUGAUAACUCCAUUGUACAGAACAACUACUGUGAUCCAGACAGUAAACCACCAGAAAACCAAAGAGCUUGCAACACUGAGCCUUGCCCACCUGAGUGGUUUAUAGGAGAUUGGUCAGAAUGCAGUAAGACCUGUGAUGGAGGAAUACGUACACGAACAGUUCUCUGUAUCAGAAAGAUUGGACCAUCUGAAGAGGAGACACUGGACAAUAUUAACUGUUUAACACACCGGCCUAUUGAAAAAGAACCCUGUAACAAUCAGUCUUGUCCACCACAGUGGGUUGCCUUGGACUGGUCAGAAUGCACUCCAAAAUGUGGUCCAGGAUUCAAACAUCGGAUUGUUCUGUGCAAAAGCAGUGACCUUUCAAAAACAUUUCCAGCUGCACAAUGCCAAGAGGAAAGCAAGCCUCCAGUCCGCAUCCGCUGUAGCUUAGGCCGAUGCCCCCCUCCUCGCUGGGUUACUGGAGACUGGGGACAGUGUUCUGCACAAUGUGGUCUGGGACAACAGAUGCGAACAGUGCAGUGUCUCUCAUAUACUGGACAAGCAUCCAGUGAGUGUCUAGAAACUGUUCGACCUCCAUCAAUGCAACAGUGUGAAAGCAAAUGUGACAGUACUCCCAUUUCCAACACGGAAGAGUGCAAAGAUGUGAACAAAGUGGCUUAUUGCCCACUGGUGCUGAAGUUCAAGUUCUGCAGCCGAGCAUACUUCAGACAGAUGUGCUGUAAGACCUGCCAAGGACACUGA
Molecule: messenger RNA, 3354 nt
Organism: Emys orbicularis (European pond turtle)
Lineage: Eukaryota; Metazoa; Chordata; Testudines; Emydidae
Gene: ADAMTS6
Product: ADAM metallopeptidase with thrombospondin type 1 motif 6
Exons: 24
Coding region: 1-3354 (1117 amino acids)
Biological process (GO): extracellular matrix organization; proteolysis
Cellular component (GO): extracellular matrix
Molecular function (GO): metalloendopeptidase activity
Source: RefSeq, a predicted model, not a curated record